This is a messenger RNA of Closterium sp. NIES-65, 4914 nucleotides long. Lineage: Eukaryota; Viridiplantae; Streptophyta; Zygnematophyceae; Desmidiales; Closteriaceae. The record is from the annotation of a GenBank genome assembly.
AUGCUCUGUUCACGCAAUUGCAUGACCCAGAACAAGUGGAAGAACCGGAAGGAGGUACGUGGAGUUGGGUUUGGGAGAGAACGGGCGGGGCGGGGGGAGGUCGCAACUGGACAGCUGGACGUGCUGGAGAAGGCAGUGCGCAUCCUGCACCUGCGCUACCGCUCCUGCCUGCGGCCGCUCACCCCUCCGUUCACCUGUUCCUCCCCAACCCCACUCAACCCCAUGCCCCUUCCCCUCUUAACCUGCAUCCCUCUUACCUGUGUCACCCACACUCCUCUUCCCCCUCACCCCCACCCCACGCCCCCACCACUCCCCUCCCACGCCUACCCGCCCACACGAGCAGAGAACGGGCGGGGUGGGGGGAGGUCGCAACUGGACAGUGUGGAGCUGGACGUGCUGGAGAAGGCAGUGCGCAUCCUGCACCUGCGCUACCGCUCCUGCCUGCGCCCGCUCACCAAGGGGCGCCUGCCGUCCGUGACUGAGCUCAGGGAGCUGAGAGUGAGCGCUGAGGCGCUGGGCGUGCGGUCUGCUCUACUGUGCCUCGACAGAAUACCCAAGCUCAGGGAGCUGAGAGUCAGCGCUGAGGCGCUGGGUGUGCGGUCGGCCCUGCUGUGCCUCGACAGAAUACCCAAGCCAUUCCCACCCUCCUUCACGCCACCCCUCAACUCCCCCCCUCCCACAGGGCGACCCCCGUCGCCUCGCCCUCUUUGCCUUCCGUACAUUCGCCCUGCGCGCCGAGCUGGACGCGGAGGCCCCUCCCUCCCUUCCCCACCGCUCCCCACCUUCCCCCACUCCUCCCCCACCCCCCCUCAGGGCGAUCCCCGCCGACUGGCUCCCUUUGCCUUCCGCACAUUCGCCCUGCGCGCCGAGCUGGACGCGGAGGCCCUGCUCUUGCCCCUAACACCCCCUUGCUCCCCCCAAGACCCCCCCCUCCUCUCCGCCCCCCUUCCCCAGGGCGACCCCCGUCAUCUCGCCCUCUUUGCCUUCCGCACAUUCGCCCUGCGCGCCGAGCUGGACGCGGAGGCCCCUCCCUCCCUUCCCCACCACUCCCCACCUUCUCCCACUCCUCCCCCACUCCUCCCCCACUCCUCCCCCACCCCCCCUCAGGGCGACCCCCGUCGCCUCGCCCUCUUUGCCUUCCGCACAUUCGCCCUGCGCGCCGAGCUGGACGCGGAGGCCCUGCGCGACCUAGAUGAGCCUCCCCCAGGCAACGCCUGGCCCGUCUCCUCCUACCGCGUCGGCACCCCGCGGCUCAGAGCCCUCCUAGAAGACAUGGUAGAGGAGGUGGAGAGUCUGUGGAACGCCACUAACAGGACUCUCUAUGAGGUUGCUAUAGUGCUCGCUCCGGUUCUGGCUCAAUACGCGUUGCUGGGGAAGGCGGUGGGGAUGGCUAUGGAGCAGUAUUAUGCUCGGCUGACUGUGAGGAAGCACGGGCGGGUGGUUAUGGCGGUGGGGGAUGAGAUUAUACUUUGGGACGAUGGGUUGGAAGAUGUUCGGGAGCUGUUUUUGGCUGAAAAGGCAGCGGAUGAGCAGCCGUUGGGGUCGGCUGUGAGAAUCGACAGCAUGAAUGAUUACUCGUGGUUUGUCUCUUGGAACGGGACUUCGGCGGUGGAUAAUAUCCCGAGUGAAGUUUCAGUGAAGAAACUGCUACACUCGAUCGGGGCGCCAACGGCGCGGCUGGCGGGGUUGAGAGCGCGGGAUAAGGGGCUGCUGAUGGGUGUGACUGUACCGGAUGUGAGAAUAGAGGCGGAGAAACGGGUGCUGGCGCAGUUGCAAUGGGUGGUGGACGGUGGAGGGAAGCUGGAGAUUAAGGCCGCCCGGCCACAGCACCAGGGGAUUAGUGCGGGCGUGGGGGAGAGAGAGGUGAUUGGGAGGGGGAAAAGAGCGGCGGGAGGGGGAACAGGGGCGGUGGCAGGGGGUGGUGCGGGAGGGGCGGGGGGGGCAGGGGGAGGGGGAGCGGGAGGGGGAGCAGGGGGAGCGCUGGGCGGAGGAGGAGGGGGGGAUGACAAGGCACUGCUGAAGAGGUCGUUUGCCAAGAGGCUCGAGUCACUGGACUCAGCAGGCAUGGACGAGCCUGAACCAGCCCACGAGAUCCCCUAUGAGGACCUCGUAGAAGCCACCAAGAACUGGUCGGACGACCUGCAGCUGGGGGAAGGGGGCUCCGCGCCGGCCCACGAGAUCCCCUAUGAGGAUCUCGUAGAGGCCACCAAGAACUGGUCGGACGACCUGCAGCUGGGGGAAGGGGGCUCUGCGGUUGUGUAUAAGGGCGUGUCACCAGAUGGGGAGCUGUGGGCGGUGAAGCGCGGGAAGAAGGGGGGGCUGACGCGGCUUCAGGAUUAUCAUAGAGAGGUGAGAGAAUGGGUGCUAAUGGGUGGGGCAGAGAUAAGGGAAGAUGAAUGCGGUUGUGUACAAGGGCGUGGAGCCGGAUGGGGAGCUGAGCUGUGGGCUGUGAAGCAAGGGAAGAAGGGGGGACUGACGCGGCUUCAGGAUUAUCAUAGAGAGAUCGAGGCAGUUUCCAAGAUGCUUCACCCGAACCUGGUGCGCCUGAUGGGGUUCUGCCAUGAGAACGAGGAGCAGGUGUUGGUGUACGAGUAUGUGGCCAAUGGCACGCUCAGACAACAUUUAUCCCCGUUACAAGGUGACACGGAGAAAGGGGUGCUGUCGUUUGAGCAACGGAUAGAGGCGGCGGUGGGGGUGGCAGAAGCACUGCUGUAUCUGCACUCGUGCAAACCGGUGCUCGUGCAUCGAGACGUGAAGAGCCUGAACGUGUUCAUGGAUGAUGAUUUGCAGCCGAAACUCGGGGAUUACGGCAACCUCAAGUCGAUAGGCGACGACGAAAGCGCCACCACACACACACGCGUGGUGGGCACGCCCGGGUAUCUGGACCCGCAAUACUGCCAGACGAGCGUGGUGUCUGUAAGGAGGGUGUGGGGGGGGGGGAAGAAAGAGUGGGGCACGCCCGGGUACCUGGACCCUCAGUACUGCCAGACGAGCGUGGUGUCUGUGUGGAGUGAUGUGUACAGUUUCGGAGUGGUCAUGCUAGAGCUCAUCACAGCCAAGCCUCCAUUUCGGAGUGGUCAUGCUAGAGCUCAUCACAUCCAAGCCUCCAGUGCUCAAGGAGGCACCUUAAUUUCGGAGUGUUUCGGAGUGGUCAUGCUAGAGCUCAUCACAGCCAAGCCGCCAGUGCUCAAGGAAGCUGACGAUUCGGGGGAGAGAAUGGCACUGGCGAAAUGGGCCACCCCUGCCAUCUGUGCCGGCAACCUCGACGCCGUAGUCGACCCCAAUCUAGCCCAGGCCUUCCCGCAGCAGCCCAUGCAGGCAUUCGCCAGCCUGGCAGCCAUGUGUGUGCAACGGCAGCCCAAGGACAGACCCAGCAUGCAGGAGGUGGUGAGGCGGCUCAAGGUCAUUCGCCAGGCAGCUGCAGCAGCAUCAGUCUCCUCCCCGCCGCCCAUCAACACGCGCCCCAACCCAUCAAUGCAACGAAUUCUUCCCCCCAAGCCUGGCAGCCGGGGCUCCUGGCGAGACAACCAGCAUCUCACUCCGCCUAUGUCGCCCCUUCUACCCACCACCCCCGAACCCUCCUACUCUCCCCGCGCCGCUGCCGCUGGCGGUGGCGGCAGCGGCGGGAUGAAAGUGUUUAACAAAGAGUUUUGGCGGCCUAGGCGGGCCCCUGCGAGGAGCCUAAGGGGUGCGGGUGGGUCUGUGCCGGUGGCAGCACAGGCGGAGUCGAGCAGAGGGCGCAUGUAUGGGCUCGGGCGGAAGGGGAAGAUGGUGAGUGCUGCUGCUUUGAUUUCUGUGGGGGGGAAUCAAAAAGAGAUGGCGGCACUGGCGAAGCUGCAGCACACGAAUCUGGCAGCCAUCCUGGGAUAUGCAGCGGACAAGGAGGACAUGCAGAUCACCCUUCAAAAGGAGAUGGCAGCAUUGGCAAAGCUGCAGCACACGAAUCUGGCAGCCAUCCUGGGAUAUGCAGCGGACAAGGAGGACAUGCAGAUCGCUCUUAUUCUUGUUCCCCCAUCUCCCCCCCCCGCCUUCUACUCACUCUCCCCCUUUGCUCUCACUGCUUGUUUGCUCUUUCUAUCGCUGCAGCAAAAGGAGAUGGCUGCACUGGCGAAGCUGCAGCACACAAAUCUGGCAGCCAUACUGGGAUAUGCAGCGGACAAGGAGGACAUGCAAAUCGCCUAUGACCUCCCUCCCAACUGCACGUGCCUCGAGAACUACCUCUUUCCAGGUAUGCUGAGAGAAUAUUCCCCUUUAAGGAGUGAUUUGAUUAUAUAUGACAAGGAGGAUAUGCAGAUCGCCUACGACCUCCCUCCAAACUGCACGUGUCUUGAGAACUACCUCUUCCCAGAGGAUGCGGAAGGGGAGUUCCUGCCGCUGAGAGUGCGCCUCAAGGUGGCAGUGGGGAUCGCCAAGGGGCUGACCUUCCUAGUACGCCUCAAGGUGGCAGUGGGGAUCGCCAAGGGGCUGACCUUCCUGCACUCGAGUGCAGUGGUGCAUGGGAACCUGCUGUCGAGAAACAUCAUGCUGGAUAAGAACUUUACGGUGCUGUUGACUGGCUAUGGUUUGGCGACCAUGCUGUCCAAGACAAGCACUCGCAAGAACCUCAAAGGCCCGGACGGCAUGGCCAAGGACGCGUUUGACUAUGGGGUGGUGCUAUUCGAGCUGCUGACGGGCCGCAGGGGCGCGCUGGUGGCGGACAGGGAGGGCGCGGACGGGCUCAUCGCGUGGGCAGAGCCGCGCAUCGAGGAGUACGAGCUCAGCGCUGCUUGCGCCGAGCCCACUAAACGCAUGGUGGUGCGCAUGUUGGAUGUGCUGGCCAAGGAGUGCGUUCAGGAGGACCCCAGAUGCCGACCUACUAUGAAGGAUCUGGUGGUGAGACUAUACAGUCUCCAAGAAUCUCUGGCAUCGCAGUAG